This is a messenger RNA of Lagopus muta (rock ptarmigan), 15324 nucleotides long. RefSeq names its product forkhead box G1 (gene FOXG1). Gene Ontology annotation, molecular function: sequence-specific double-stranded DNA binding; DNA-binding transcription factor activity. Lineage: Eukaryota; Metazoa; Chordata; Aves; Galliformes; Phasianidae. Gene Ontology annotation, biological process: regulation of transcription by RNA polymerase II. Gene Ontology annotation, cellular component: nucleus. The record is from RefSeq and is a predicted model, not a curated record. The transcript has 3 exons. Bases 14 to 1369 code for a protein of 451 amino acids.
GGCGCAGCGUGUGAUGUUGGACAUGGGAGAUAGGAAGGAAGUGAAAAUGCUGCCCAAGUCCUCUUUCAGCAUCAACAGCCUGGUGCCCGAAGCCGUGCAGAGCGACAACCACAGCGGCCACAGCCACCACAACAGCCACCAUCCGCACCACCACCACCACCACCACCACCACCACCCGCCGCCGCCGCAACAGCCCCAGCGCGCUGCUGCGGCCGAAGACGAGGACGAGGAGAAGGCGCCGUUGCUGCUGCCGCCGCCCGCCGCCGGCGCCCUGGAGGCGGCCAAGGCCGAGGCGCUGGCGGGGAAGGGCGAGGCGGGCUCGGCGGCGGCGGAGCUGGAGGAGAAGGAGAAGGCGGCCGAGGAGAAGAAGGGGGCGGCCGACGGGGGCAAGGACGGGGAGGGCGGCAAGGAGGGAGAGAAGAAGAACGGCAAGUAUGAAAAGCCACCGUUCAGCUACAACGCACUCAUCAUGAUGGCUAUCCGGCAGAGCCCCGAGAAGCGCCUGACGCUCAACGGCAUCUACGAGUUCAUCAUGAAGAAUUUCCCAUACUACCGGGAGAACAAGCAGGGCUGGCAGAACUCCAUCCGCCACAACCUCUCUCUCAAUAAGUGCUUCGUCAAGGUGCCCCGCCACUACGACGACCCGGGCAAAGGGAACUACUGGAUGCUGGACCCGUCCAGCGACGACGUCUUCAUCGGAGGCACCACCGGCAAGCUGCGCCGGCGCUCCACCACUUCGCGGGCCAAGCUGGCCUUCAAGCGCGGCGCCCGCCUCACCUCCACCGGCCUCACCUUCAUGGACCGGGCGGGGUCCCUCUACUGGCCCAUGUCCCCCUUUCUGUCCCUGCACCACCCGCGGGCCAGCAGCACGCUGAGCUACAACGGGACUGCGUCCGCCUACCCCAGCCACCCCAUGCCCUACAGCUCGGUGUUGACUCAGAACUCCUUGGGGAACAAUCACUCCUUUUCCACGUCCAACGGGUUGAGCGUCGAUAGACUCGUCAACGGGGAGAUCCCCUACGCCACUCACCACCUCACGGCCGCCGCCCUGGCCGCCUCGGUGCCGUGUGGCUUGUCGGUCCCCUGCUCCGGCACCUACUCCCUAAACCCCUGCUCCGUGAACCUCCUGGCGGGACAGACGAGUUACUUUUUCCCCCACGUCCCUCACCCCUCAAUGACUUCUCAGAGCAGCACUUCAAUGACGGCCAGGGCCGCCUCUUCGUCCACAUCGCCGCAGGCACCCUCCACCCUGCCGUGCGAGUCUCUAAGACCCUCUUUGCCGAGUUUCACGACGGGACUGUCCGGAGGACUCUCCGAUUAUUUCACACAUCAAAAUCAGGGGUCUUCUUCCAACCCUUUAAUACAUUAACGUCCAUGGGAUCAGACUGUUUUAGUUCCUUUAUUAACGCUUUGUCGCUGCUCCGCUCGCACCGACGCCAGAGGAACAGCCACCCGCCCGGAGCGGGGCUGCGUCCGCUCUCGGAGCCGCCGGAGAAGCUGCGGGAGGCGCGGGAAAGGGCGCUCCGUCGGCUGCGAUCACUGGAGGCAAACAUCGAAUUAAUUGGAUCUUGGUGGCUGAGGCUGUUAACAGUGUAUUGAACGGAGUUAUCUGCCACAAUGCCCAGGUGUCUGCCAGAAUGUCAGGACAUUCUAGACCAGGUAAAUCCAGAGAACACCUACCAGAAAAUUAAAACGAGUGCAACGUUAUAUGCACCAGUUCCAAGUUAUCUUACUGCUAUGUGGGGAGCUAUACUGACUGGUGCUAACCUAUGUAGAAUCUAUACAUUCCAGAGAGAAACUGGAGUUUGCCUUCAGAAGAAGUGCCAGAUCUGUGCCCUAACAACGACAAAGCCUGGCAAUAUUUUGCAACUGGAAAUCUUACUCCUUUAAGUUAAGUGAUUAAUUCUAUGGAAUUAGUUGGUCAUUUAGUGACUUGCAUUAUUUACAUUAAUUGUUGCUGAAAACCUUCAAACCAACUACAUAUUUGUUUCUCUUUUGGAAAACUCAUUUUUGGAUGUGUUCUCUGACAAUACCAUGUUAAGUGAAAUGGGGCAAGACCACCCCAGCUGAAAACCUGAACCUUUUUGAAGUUUUUCCAAAAUUUCUCCAUAACGUGGUUCCAUCUAAUAUUCAAAUUUUCAAAUAUAACGUGACAUCAGAUGACAAGCCAAAACACACCAAUGCCUGGACUAUAGGCAAAACCAGGACCCAAUGCAAUGUCCAGUGAUACAGAUGGGAAAUCUAUCUUUGGUAACAGUGGAAGUGCCAUCUAGCCCUUUAUGACCCGUAGGAUAGGACUAUGCAGGCAGCUUUGAUUUCACGCCAAUCUCCAGUGUUUGUAACAUUUUGAUUUUAAAUGUAGAAUUAAACUGAAUUAGUUCACUAACGCAGUUGGGCAUUAGGAACGUAUACCGUUCAUUUUGUGUCCCAAAGUACAAGAAAAUCACCUCUGCUACACUCCUCUGAGAGCAAUGUUAGAAAGAAAAGAGGGAGAAGGAAAGAGAGGGAAAAAAAGAUCUCUCAGUCGCAGGAUUGGGUAGCGGAUCUAUAACUAAUGAGCCAUGAGGUCAUAUAUCAAUAUUUAACACGCAUCUGACGUCCUGCACAUUCCCAGCGCGGCUUUAUUCGGGCAGUAUGACUCGAAGCACGGGCCGGUGCGGACGGGGCCGACUGUCGGGAGGAGAUGCGCUGCUCCUGGGGCACGAGGGUCUCCCCUUGCUCUGCGGACGAAAAGGGCCGCGGAAGCAGUGGGGAGGGGAGAGAGGAACGGACGACAAAGACGAGAGGUGCGCUGCCAGCCCGUGGGGCAGGACUCGUCAGAGGGCUGGGAAACAGUCCUGUCCCGCGGCAGGAAUGGUGCCGUCCUAUCGCAGCCUACCGCAGUGCCAUUUACUCCGCAACUAAAACGCGCAAAAUGGGCACGGGGGAAAGCAAAGACCUAUCAGUUUCCUGCUGUAGUUGUGCUAAUAAAUAAACCUUCUCGAUGUUUAAAACACUCUAUCUGUCACAUUCACAAGAUAGGUACUGUAAAUUCCUGUUGCAAAUAUACAAACAGAGAUCCAAGAGGUUGCCUCUGUUUUUGUAUCUCCUCUCACAAGAAAUGCACUAUCAAAACAUUAAUUAUAUUUGAAAGGGAGCAGAUUAUUUGUUUGAGAAAGAAUUACAUUCUUGAAUUUAUAUUCCACGCAGAUCUCUCCUCCUGUCUGCCGGGAGGGCUGAACUGUAAAUCUGUCUCGAGUGAUGCACCCUACACCGUGGGUAGGUGCGUCACUUUGGAGCCGGGGAGAGAUGGGAGCUUAUUCGAAGAGCUUUCAGACACCUCCGUGGGAUGGGUCGUUAGGGAGUGUCGGAAUCCACACGAAAUUGCAGAUUUAACAUGUGAGGAACAUAAAGCCCCGCUCUCUGACAGUGGGAGCACAAACACACAGACACGCGGGACUGAGCCUGGUGCUUGCUGAGCACUGUGACUCACGGCUUUGGGCCUCGUUGCUGGUUUGUAAAAUGCCUCACGCACGUCCUGCGGCAGUCGAUAGCCGGAAAGCUACCGACUGUGUGAGUCAUGAGCCGUCAGCAAAAGGCUUCACCCUCUCUUCCAACGCCUAAUAAAAGAGUUAAACAGAUGCCCUUAUCUUCUUCUUAAGAAAAACGAACGAAAGAAAGAAAAUGUGGCGAUGCACUGAGAAUUUCUCAGGAGCGCUGAAAUCCUGCCCCUGGGACCUGGUUCUUCCCCUCUCCACCGCCGUGCGGCAUUCCCUAUAGCGUACGCCUACCGCCAGGCACCCUUAAGCAUCUCAACAGAAUUGCUCUUUGGCAUCGAAACUGCUGGCGGCGGCUGAUGCCACAAGUCCGCGCAGAGAAGUGGCCAGGGCUUUUCUCACGGCUGGAGAAACGUGUCCAUAAAUCGAUAGGUUCUCAGUGUGGAACCCAGAGGAGCGGGUCCCAAAGAGGCGACCCUUUUUCUCUGUUCCUGUGUUGCCCGAGUCUCCGAGCGGCUUUCCCGAGCACUGGGAUGGCCGAGAUAUGGGGCCGGGGACCGGGGCCGUGCCUGGACUAUGCUCUGCCUAUGAUCGGCGAUUUGUGGGAGUAGAGGGAACCCUGACAGCCAGAGUGGGACCUGGCCGGGAGCAGGCUCCGUGAUGGAGGAUGGCAAAACAGGACAGAGCGCUGGCACCGAGGGCUUUUUUUUUUUUUUUUUUGUUAGAACCAAAAGGAAAAAUGGAGGGGGGAGGAGGGAAAGCAGUGGGCACUGGGAAGGAGAGACAGGAGUAGGUAGUGUCUGGAGAGCAACAGGGGUCCGUCACCUCCCCUGGAGCGGGGAGCUCCGGACCUCGGGCAGAGGCUGAGGCGCGGCACGGCAUCGCAUCACGUCUCCCCUUGCCGAGCUUCGGUACUCCACGCCGCGGCCUUCCCCCGCUCACUACAUCGCCACGGUGGCAAUAAAAGCUUGAAAUGCAGCUCAACUCGAGGCCAAACGGGCUCUGUCACUGCCCGGGGCUGCGGGUCCUUGUCGGGGAAAAUGUGGGAUGCUGCCGUGCCUUGGCUUGACGGAGCGGCAGGGUAGGGUCUGUUUCACGGGAACACGGCUUUGGAGCGUUGGAUUCAGCACACGGAGCCCUCGCUGCUCCCUUCGGGAAAUGGGGGGGACAGCGGAGCCACGGCCCCGCCGCUCCCCUUCAGCACAUGACUGCGACUGAAUCAAGUCUCCCUGUGCACUCGGAGACCGACACCCGGAGCCCAUGGCCGAGAACAGGGAGGAGAAAGGAAACAUGGGUGGUAGGAGCAGGGCAGGAGACCAAAAGUUCAGCAGAGAAAAGGCCAGGAGGAGAGCGAUAGGAGGGAAACUUCAUGAGUGUGUCGGGAGCAUUCGGGUCUCGUUGUGAUAUUAUUAUUAAUCAUAAAAUCCCAGCAAAACAACGGCUCCCUUAUAAAGGAAAUCUGAGGAGUACAGCGAGCUAAGUGGAAGCUCUGUUUCCAAGGCGAGGCAGGAUUAGUUCCCUGCACACAAUAGCCGGUGUGUCGGAAUUGCAAAUGAACAUCACCAGCAGUGCUGGAGUUACCCUCCUUAAAUUAAUAUCGAGCUGGCUUUUCUGCUCAGCGUCAAGGACAUUUCUGCUCUUUCAAAGGGAAGGAAGAUUUAAAUUUGUAUAUAUAUGUCCAUGUAUAUGUAUGUUACUCUGAUUUAGUCCAAGGAACUCCUUCCCCACUGCAGUUACCAGUGCAGGAAUUUGGGAUAAUGUCCACUCUAAUUGAUCAUUAAAAAAAAAAAAAAAAUCACAAAAAACCCCACAAAAACCAAACAAACCAAAUUAAAAAAAAAACCACAAACAAACAAACAAACACAAACGAAACACUUCCCAAGCAACAAACCAACCAAUAAAUUCCAAAACAAAACAAAAACCCACCCAAAAAACCACCAACAACAAAUCAAACUCCCAAACCAUAAAAACAAUUCAAAAAUAGGAAAGAAAGAAAAAGGAGUACGAAUUAGUGUGGGGUGACCCCAGGCCGUGGGAGACGUGCAGCGCGGCUGCUGCUCCGUGCACAGCACAGGGUUUGCCGCUGCCGCACUCAGCUUAGCCCCUGCGGCUCCUGCAGCGGGGCUUCUGGCACACGCCCCCGGUGUGUUACUGUAGACGCAAGCCCGUAAAUCUCGGCCGAAGCAAUAUUUCUAUCCCAUCAUCAGACAUGCAAAGGGGGAAAGUAAUACAUUUGAUCUUGCGCUGCAAAGAGGGGAGAGAGAGACUGUAGGCUCCAGGGCUCUUUUAAACAUUUCAGGAAUUAAUGGGGGAUGGGAAGGUUCUAGGAAGGAUGGAUGCAUUAAGAUAGUAAAUUAAAAACAUGAUAUGAAGAUAUAUUUACUGUCAUCUCAGAGCCAAAACAUUUAUGCUCCCAUGCUUUUUUUUUUUUUUCCCUGAACAAAUAGAAACUUAAAUGAUGCAUUUUAAUUAUUUUAAGAAAAUAAGCAAGAAGGCUCUUUUUCAGAGUCUAAAUAAAUAACAGAGUGUUCUGUGCUGCUGAUGUCUCUAGCUUAUGAUGGCUUCAUCUGUGCAGCUACUACUGUGAGCUCUGAAAAUCUGGGAAGAAUGGGGUGUUACUGGCAAUUUCUGAAAGGAUCUAUCCAUUAUUUGUGAGGUUUUCUGAAACAGAACAUCCAAAGAAUUUUCUGACAGUCUGAGAGGUGAAAAGGGGACAAAUAUUUUCCUAAAGGUUCAGCUCAGAAUGAUGAGUGCCUAAUCUCACUAUUGUUUUAAGCUGGAGGUGAGAAGCAAUUUUCCUUACUCUUUCAAAUAGUUAUUUCAAUUCCCUUCCCCACUAGUGGGAAAUGGAUACAUAUUUCCAUGAUAUAAAAGAACUGCAUACAUGUCUUGUAGUUACUCAGAUCAUUUUUUUUGUUGUUGUUUUGUUUGUUUUUGUUUUUCACUGAUCUAAUUCCUGACAACUUUCUUCCUGAGUACAUUGUGUCCUUAAACUCCAAUAGAUUGCAGGGAGCUUCCUGAAGGAGAGGGAUACUCACAAGACCUUUUUUAUCUUUUGGGGAGAGGGAAGGAGGGGAAAAAAAAAAGAAAAGAAAAUAGAAAAAAAGUGAGAACUCACCAAAAGAGAGAUCUUCUGAGUUCACAUUAAAAAAGAAAAGAAAGAGGGGCAUGUAACACUAUAUGGCAAUUGCAGGGAACACUAAACCACGUACACUGGCAAUUCUAUAGCAGAAAAUAUUAGUCACAAUCUUCCAGUGUAAAGAAGUUAAAUCAUUUCAUCUCUUCUUUGCAGAAAUACGUAAAGCAUUUAAGGCUAACAGAUUUUUGUUCACAAAUUUUUCUCCCCAGGCAGGACUCAUCUUCUUCUUUAGUCAAAUUUUUAGUACAUUCCUGAUGCUCACCUCUUCUAUACUGCCUUUCAUUUCAGUUAGUGUAAAUUCUGUCAUUCAAGUACUGCAACCAUUUCUAUUAGCUUAAAUGUGUCCAGAGAAAUGUAGAGCACCUAUAAACAAACUCCUUUCUUUCCCUUUGUGAUAUUUUUGUACUCUGCCUUCAAGGCUUGCUUCUUUGGAGGCUGCGUCAUCAGUGUGAGGACUGCAGAAACUGCAAGAAAGUGGAUAGCUAGGAAAAGUCACAAGAAGAAGCAGAAGAACAACAUCAGCAUAGGCAACAGAACCAUUAUCGUCACAGCAAGAAAAAUAAGGAGAACAAAGAGAAAAGAUAUCUUAACAGCAGUAAAGGCAGGUAGAACUGUUUUAAAGAGCAGGGCAGUACUACUGAUUUCCAGCCUACGUAGUUCCUACCUAAAAGAUGAUACAGACCACAGUUUGUAGCACCCAAACAGGAGACAACCAAAAAAAGUGCUGGUCAUGAGUGCAGGCUCUAUUAUCCAACAUUCGAAUCUAUGUUCAUUAAUGAUGGCUAAGAAUUUUCUGAUAUAUUUAUGAACCUAUAAUCAAAACAGAAAAGUGCUUGUUGCCUUAUUUUCACAUAGGUCCUGAAGAAGUCAUGGCUUUUGCUGUACAUCUCCGCCUGAAUUGAAUUGCCCCAAAACUAGGAAAUAGUGUCAUUGGACAAUGAAAAUAAUAUCAUUCUGUGAAUAGAGACUGGAUGGCCUAACAUCAUCUUUCAUUUGUACUUUCUCAGAAUUUACAUCUUCAUAAAAAUAGGCCCAUUAUCUUGGGGUACUCAUUUCAAAUUUUAUAAUUAUCUGAUUUGAAGCUGAAAAAGUAUUGAAAAAUGUUGGUCAAAGUGAUUUACAAAGUCCUAUCAUUACACUUCAGAAAUAACACCUUACUGACUAGAAACCAAGUUUUUCAGUCUGCUUUUGGACUAUUAAUUGAGAACAACUUUGAAGCACAUAGAGCGGGACCCUGAUUUCAAUUCAAAUAAAAAGCUUUCUUGAUGUUUGGAGAAGUAACAAAUCAUGUAUUUCCUUAUGUAUUUAGUAAUGGACUGGUAGGAUCUAUACAAACUACUCAAGUCACCUGCAAAAUGACUUGAUCUAUUUCAUUUAAAUUUCUCAAUCCAUUACUAGAUAGCACAAAAGUGUUGCACCCAUUAGUCACUUCAUGUAGCUUCAUGAAAAUAAUCCUCUUGUGAGGAUAGUUUUUUGGCUCUUUAUGGACAGGAAUUCUUUGCCUAUUGUUUUUUGUUUUCUUGUUUGUUUAAAAGCCAUUUGAGACAGCUUCUACAAGUCACUUAAAUUCAGUACCUUGUAGGGAUUUCAGAUAUUCUCUACAUGGAUUAGACACCUAAAUGGAACUGGUUUAUGUACUGGUUACAACUACAUUUGAAUAUCUCAGCUGUUGGUUUAGAGUCUGCUUCAUUUUUGCAUGAGCAGUGGAACUGCCGUCCUUUCCAUGUAAGGACACCAGCAUCAUGUGCUGUACUCAACAGCAAAUAUUUAAUAUAAAACUGGAUGCUCCUGUACCCAGACAGCGGAAGAGACUGCUUCUCAUGUGAUCUUUAAGCUGGAGAACUUCUGAGGAUGGAAAACACUCAUUUAUACUUUUGUAACACCUGUAAUAGAUCUAGUGUAAUUAACAUGCAAUUUUGAAGCAAAAGCCGAUCUCAGGCUUCAUAUUUUGAAUUUCAAUAGUGCUACUGUUAAAUGAAUUCUUUUACUGUGAGAAGUAGCUUGGGGUAGGUUCGGGCUUGGGGUAGCCCGAAUCAGCUAUCAGAGGAGACAGUUGGGAAGAUGUGCGUCAGAUCUGAGCUUGCAGUGUUGGCUUUUUUUAAACCUUCUCCUCAUGACAACAUGAGCACUACUGUAAUGCUUCAAAUCCUGAAUGUUGUUCUGUUGCAAUAAGCAGUCAUGGAAAUUAUAGCAUAUGAUAAGGGGAGGGAAGCAAGAGGGAAAUCUAUAAUUGCUAUUCUUGGAAAUAGAGACUGGAGAUCAUGAUGUGCUAGCUUGUCUGUGAGAAAUCCUCAUAUGCUUGAGGGCAGCACUUCAUGGUUUUCAUGAUUCUUACAAGUUCCUUAUAAAGAUUCAUGAUUGUAAGUACACUCAGAAAGAUCCUUAAUGGUGAACCUUUCUCCUGCAUCACUAAAUACCUACUGCAUUCAUUAGCCAUUCAUCCAAGUGGUCUAACUGGAAUAACAUUUUGUAUAUUUCAGAAUUCAGUUGUAGACCAAAGGUUCACACUUAAAUGUAGAAUACCAAAGUCUUGGUAUUUCAGUCUACCAGUGUACGAAGUAUUGGCCACAUAGACAAAACCAGCAUCUCUAUCCAGGAUUUACAUGAAAGUAUCUGGGGUAGACUUCUUUAGUCCGCUGUUUAUUUUAAAGCCUAAAUUAAAGAAGCAGCUUCUAAUUUAAUAAAAAGUCUCUGAAAGUUGCUAAGCAACUUCAAAUAAGCUUGCAUUAUAAAAAGUUCAUUUGUUUGUUUAGUUUCAGAAAAAAUGUUAUUAUCUGUUCCAUAAAUCAAGAGGGAAAAGUAUAAUUGAAAUGCAAUAGGACCUUUCAACACUUUCUUUGACUUCUAUUUUAUUGCAAUUAAAACACCUUUAAUUGUCACGUGAAGUUUCAUCAACUAUUCAACAAAUGUUUAUGCAUAAAACUUCAACGGAUUAUUGAUUAUGCAAAGAACCAAAGGAAAAAAGAAAUUAAACAGGUUUGUCAUAUGGUAUGUGUUUAUCUUAACCUUUCUUCUUAAAAAAAAUCUCAUCUACCAAGUACUUUUAUCAGAGACUAAUUAUACUCUCUGAAAAGAAUUUCUCCAACACCCUUCAGUGCCUACACCCUUUAAUCAUAUCUCAUUACAUCUACCUAAUCCAUCUCUUUUUCACAUUGCCAGGGCUCAUUAAUAGUUUUAAAAGCCAGUUCUGGACAUUAUCUUUCCUUCAUAUAGAAAUAUAAAAAAUACCACUAAGGUUUUAUUCCUAGAUUUCAUAGUUGUUUGUAAUUAGAUUAAAAAUAUUUGCCAAUAUUGAAAUUUUGACUAAAUAUAACUAAAGUAUGUAACAGAGUAGGAAUAGAAAGAUGCAAGUCUUUUCCAAAAUGGUUGUUUUUAUGAGCUGUUUUAGUAGUGGAUCAAUAAUCACUUUGAGAGGAAGCGAUCCUUGACUAAUAUUUAGCACAUAUUGUGCUUCACAGAUGUUUUAUAGGUGAUACAUAUACCAUCAUGAAAACAGUGUGGGUAAUCCAAAGAAUAUACAUGAUUGAAAGGGGGAAAAAGAAAAGACAUGGCCUUCCUUCCUUUGCUGCAUGCAUACCAGACGUCACUGCACUUUGAAAAGCUAUUAGAAAAUGUCUCUGUUGUACUAUCAACUAAAGUGAACCAAUUAAAGUAGAAAGAAUAAGUGAUGCAUUAAAUUUUGCAUUUAUUUUCUGUUCUCAACUCAUGUGCAAACAGACAGUAAUAUUCUCAACUACUUGAAAUUGAUUUAGAAAUUGCUUCAGGGAAAAAUUUGUAGUGUACAGACCAUUCCAAAAUUCACAAAUUUUGGCAAUUUACAAUUUGCAAUGUGUUAUUAGUUAUGCAAGUUAUGUGAUUGUAUUUGUGCUCCUAUUUUCAGGAUGAUUUAUUAUGUCAUUUUACCCCUGAUGCUGUAUUGAUUCAUUUUCAAGUGUUGUAACAUACCGCUUGUGAUUUUGAAGGUAAAUCCAGUAGCCAGAUAUCAGUUUUGAAGUUUGUUUUUCCCAUGUUUGGAUAGUGUGCCACCAAAGUUUUUUGUCUUCUUUUGUAACAAGAAAUAUUUUGUAUUCCAUGAAUUACGUGGGUUUUUUAUUUAACAUAUUAGAAUUACUAAAGAAAUUUGUGACAUUUGUUUUCAACCUCCGACAUGUAUUAAUUCUAGUUUUUGACACACUACUAUAAAUUCUAAGCUGAGUUAAUCCUAACAUCCUGGGAAAUGCUUUUGACAUACUUUGGCAGAGAUGUGCCUUAGAUGUUUUGUUUCCGAUAAUUGUGAAGAAAUAUGGACACAGUUUGCAGAAAACAGCUGUUGUUAGAAGCAGAAAGAUCAGCCACGAUAUGUUGAAUUUCUUGGAAGUUUGGAUGAUCAAGGCAAAUUGAUAUCACCUCUGCACCUACUGAAUGAUUAACUGAGAACAUAGGGGAUUUCACGCAGUGAGUUAUGAAUCUUCUGUGUUCCAUCUUCCCAUCCAGGAACAGAAAAUUCAGAACUCCAAAUUAACAAUUGAAUUUUUUGCUCUCUAAAUAAAAAGUGUUUGCAGAAACCAGUGUAAAGAUAAAGCUAAAAUGUUUUAAUAUUUUUUUUAUAUUUUAAUUUUAAUUUUAAUAUGACUUUAAUAUUUUAAAUAUAUCUGAUACCUGAUAUACAUAUAUACAUAUGUACAUUGAAUACAUAUAUAUAUUCAAUAUAUCUAACACUUUCUUUCAAAUGUAAUUGAUUAUGCACCUCAGAAUCUUUUGUAUAUGUAGAGCUGAUAUUUGUAAGAGCUGCUUCUUUCUCUAAAGAGUUGAUUUAUAUAAACCAACAGAAUAUAUGUAACAAAUUGUAGAUAUAGAAACCAUAGUCAAAUGGAAGUUCCUUUUGUGACUACUAGUGAAUACAAGCUAAAAAUGUUUUCCUAAGAAUUCCUUACUACAGAUUUAUUGUAUUUAUGUGUGCAAGCGCACAUAAAAUGUCAUACCUAGAGCUAAACUAAGAGCAACAUGUGACUUCUCAGUCUGUGAAAAUGUGUAUAGUUUGAGAUAUCUUCUUGUUCCUCAUUGGAGAUAAAAUAAAAUUCACUGAAACAUUCCUUUUAUGUCAUAAAAUUACGUAUAGAUGUUUUGAGGCCAAAAAAAGACAGAUUUUCUUUGGACGUAUUUCUCUUAUUCCUUCCUUUGUUUUUCACUCACUCAUUAGGAAAUGACUAAAUAGACAAGCCAGGAUGCUUAGAACAUUCCCAUUGAAAACUUCGUUAAAACUGACACAUUUUCAUGAAGAAUUUUGGCUUGAAUGGAAAGACAUAUUUAGAGGAGGAAAAAAAGUCAAAUAAAAUCUGACUGGUAACAAAUGCAGUCAAACUGAUAUUCAUGUUUAAAUUUGAACUAAUACAUACUACAUACAUGAUUUUUUUUUUUCUAGAAAUUCUUCAGACCAAAUGAUUUGAGUAGUCCUGAGUAAUGCCAAUAUCUCUCUAACAAGAAAUGUGGAAGACAGAUGUCUUCCAUUGCACUAAGAAAAAAUUGGGCUCUUUAGGAAAUUGGAAGUUGAGGAAUUUCAUAGGCAGUCUCUGCUACAGGAUAUAUGCUGUCUGCUGUUAUGUUCACUUCUGGCAAUAAAUGUUCUUUAAGAUUAUUAAGAAGCACAGAAUUCCUUUAAGACUCUAUCAGUGCAGUUAUUGUUGUUUGUACAUCUACAUCAACAUCCACAUCCACAUCCACAUCUACAUCUACGUCUACAUCUACAAACCUAAUGGCUAGUACUCCAUUCAAAAACAUGGGGAAAUAUGUUUUUUUUCUUGUUCUUUUAUGAUGAGUUCAGCAUUUGUCAUUGACUAAAUAAUCAUAUAUCCAGUAGGCUUUUUUAGUGGCCACAGAAUUGUUACAGACAUUAUCUUCAGAAAUCAAUGCAGAAUGUCUUCAAAUAGCACUACAUUUGUUUAGCUGAAAACAUAGUACACAGGAAAUGGUGAACACAGUUGUAAUAAACCGCUGGUAAAUCCCUUUUUUUUCUAAAAUAAGUCAUUUGUGGGACUAGAAGUCUGAGGAAAAAAGGAAAAACUGAUCUGUGACAAGAAAAUUUAUAGUAGAGGACAUUUUACACUCAGUGCAAUUGAAGACUAAAAUAAACAUGUUCUACUAACAUGAAUAGAAUUGUAAAAUAAAGAAACUUGCUUUAUAUUCAACUUGCAUAAUUUCAGAAUGAUCAGAUGUUCUUUCAGAAACAAGAUUUCUAAGGGAUAGCAUAAAACAUGAGAACUCAAGCAGAAAGCUGAGAACUGAGUUAAAGAUCCAAGCUAAAGUUUUGUUAGUUCGUAGAUCUGAAUAUAUCCACCCUGAGUUUAAAAGAGCUAAGAAAUUAUUCUGUCUUUAUGAGCUUAUUUUCUUGCUUGCUCUUCACACACAUAAUGACUCAGCACAAGCCCUUGAGGGAUGGAUUCUUUUUGUUUGUGUGUGCUGCACAUCUUCAGAAGUGAUGCGUAUGAAUUAUAAAUUAGAGGUAUUCUAACAGAAUGAAGUUCUUGUAGUUUAAAGUGCAGGUUACAACAAAUGUACUUUACGUUUCUUGGAAAUCACAGCAUCUCAGUCUAUAUUAAACAUUUGACUUUUGAAGUUAUAUAUUUUGGUGUAUUGUCCCAGUCUGUGUAAAUAAGCAAGAUUAAACACAUACUAAGAAUAAUGGCUGACAAUGGAGUAUCUGAAGUGUGACUAGGGAGAAGCAUAGCAUGAGAUUAUAGUUACAGGUUUGAUGUUGCUAAGAAAAAUCUCAAGAAAUAGGGUAUGUGGCUUUAAUUUUAUAUGGGAAUUCAGAGUGAAGGAAUGCAAAGAAGGGAAACAUUCUCAACAGAUGGUGGAAAAGAUGGCUUAAACUGCUCGAAUGUGAAGGGGUUUGAGCGUAUGAAAUAGAAGCCCAGAAUACGUGGGUUAUAAUUGAUUAAAUGAAAGACAAUUGAGAUAUUAAAAUAUUUCUAACAGCACAUUUGGAGAAUAAAGAGCAAAGAAAGAGAACUAUUUGGAUUAAGCAACUGUAUUGAUUUGCAGGGAGAGAGAGGGAAGAGAAUGCAGAGUGGAGCUAUUAAUUGAGUGCAGGAUGGAGAUAAUCCUCUCAGGUGCUUCUUGCUCUUUUAAAUAUGAGAUGCUUAGAAUACUACCGAGGAUCAUGGAUGAUGGUUUAGACACUACAAUAUGACAAACAGAUAUAGCGACUUCUCUGGAACUUUUUUGAUACGAACUGAAAAAGCAAGUCAGAAAAAAAGACCAAAAUUUGCUGCUAAUGUCCUGAAGGUUUGAAAAAACUCUGCUGUGAGUAAAUUUUUCAUUUGGAAGAUCUUCUUGAUAUCGGUCAUUCUGAUUUAUCUUUCCAGAUAGUAGAGUUUAGGGACAGACGAUGGACAGUUAUCCAAGAUGAAUGCGUGUACAGCUCAGCUGAGUACCAGGACUAUUCAGGGUUAGUGACUUUGACUGUCAGGAAGACACAGUGACACAAUCUGUAGCAAACAACAGUUUAAACUACAGUUUCUUAAUAGUAGAAAGAGCAGCCACAACUUGCUGAACUGCAGGAAUGACUGAAGAAAAUUCAUGUUGGCAUACAAUCAGUGAUUUUCAGUAUCACACUUCAAACAGAAGUACAGAGGAGGCCAGUGGUUGACUUUUCUUGUCAAUACCACAUGUAGCCUGGGAAUCGCAGGUGUUAAUAGAAGCUAUUUCCUUUCUCAAAGAAGAAAGAGGUAGAGCUUGAUUGAGGAACAACUGCAAAAUUCAGCUGAGGAUACAUAAAGAAAGAGGGAGGGAAGUGCUGAAACAAAGAUGGGGGAAGGAGUAAAGUACUGAGAUGAUAAUGGUAGAGGUAGGAAAGAGUGAUUAUUUGAAUGUGCAGAUUGGAUCAGCUAAAUAUUUUACCAAUUUCAUAGAAGGGCUUCAGAACUAUGAAGAUACCCUGCAAAGAAACAUUGGAAAGUUACAAGUUGAACUGUCUUGUUUUCUCCUUCAUUUCCUGCAGUAUAGUUGUUUUCAUUUAUCUGUUUAGUGAGGACAGUAUGCUCAGCCUUGUAGAGCAACACAAAAUAAAGACUACUCUCAUUUCUCUUCAACAGGCUUCACCAGAUAGAUAAGGAAAUGUGAAUUCUUACUUCUGAUUUCUUUAUAUCCUCUGCAGAGUGAUGAAUCUUGCCAUUGCUUGUGUACAGGCAAAUAAGAGGGAAGUAGUCUUCUAUCCACGUUUGGCAGAAACACUGCUAUAAAAAACAUCGUUACACAAUUUUUUUUUUACAUUUAUUAAUGUUUUUAGGUUACUUAAGCAAUGCUUAUGUUCAAUAUAAUUGUGCCUGGAAAUAUUCUUAAUGAGCAUCCUACAAACUACUAGAUUUGUCAGAUAAUGGUGGAAUGAAGUAGUAUAACAUACUGAGCUUAAAUCCCUAAGGAUUCUCAUUAGUUACAUCAGGACUAAAAUACGAACCUUUCUUAAUAAGAAGAGAAUCACCCUAGUCCCAGACAAUGAUAUGUUGUAUGCUUGUUAGUACAAUCUUAAUUUUAAGCCAAGUAAGAUAAAAAUCACUUCUUCAAUGAUCACGAUUUGCCUAGGGGUAUUAGCCUUUGUUGUUGGUUCUAGCUAGCACUGGAAUAACUAUGCCAAACACCAAUAAAACUUCACCUGUAAUUAUUUGUAAAAAUCAUGUCUGUCAAUUUUUGUUGUUUGGUUAUACACCAGGUAAAUCAGCAAGUGUUUUAUUU